This is a messenger RNA of Neoarthrinium moseri, 2838 nucleotides long. RefSeq lists its product as uncharacterized. Gene Ontology annotation, molecular function: histone binding; protein heterodimerization activity. Lineage: Eukaryota; Fungi; Ascomycota; Sordariomycetes; Amphisphaeriales; Apiosporaceae. The transcript has a single exon. Bases 1 to 2838 code for a protein of 945 amino acids. The record is from RefSeq and is a predicted model, not a curated record. Gene Ontology annotation, cellular component: nucleus.
AUGGAGCCGCCAGCGAAACGGGCCAGAGUUGGCCAUGCGCCCUGGGACGAUGACGACGAGGAGGCCAACGACGACGAGCUGUCGCUCACCGCAACACAGUUCGAGGCGCGCCAGGACCCCAUGUACCAGCUGGACAAGAAGCGCGCCAAGUCGGCCUUCAAGCUGCAGUCCAGGUUCGAGGCCAUAUUCGCAAAGUACGCCCAGGACUUCGAGGGCGUCGGCGACGAGAUUGACCUGCGCACCGGCGAGGUGAUCGUGGACAACGGACAUCUGAAGUCGCUUCAGGACGACGAGGACAAGCCCGAAGACGAAGAUGACCGAGACCAAGACGAGCCGCGGAAGCCACUGGGGAGGCCUGCCAGGCCCAGCUCAAGACCAUCCAUACCAGCCAGGCCAAGCCUUUACGGCGGCCCCAGUUUGUUACAAGAUGGCUGGCAACGAUCACAGGCCUUCAACACGGAUGCUACAUCGGGUCCUGUUGAUCCCGCAUGGCAGACUCCCGAGCUCUCCACAGCUCCCCUACAAAGCUACCCAGGCUUAGGCAAUCGCGGUCCUGGCUAUCCGUCUCAGCCUUACCCAGGCCUGAGUUCGCUUUUUGGCGGUCAAAGUCUUGAUCCUUUUGACCACUUCAAACAUGAGCCUUAUCGGAGGUUUGCCACUGCCAAAGACGUGACGCCCAAGUCACUGUUGGUGCAUGUCACGGACGAGGAGGACGACGAGAACGAAUGGGAGGACCAAGACGAAGAGGAGGAUGAAAUAUUGAUGGGCUUGUCAAGUGAGGAUAGAGUCCACAAUCUCCAAACUCGGACUGCGAAGCAACUCAUGGCGAACCCGAGCGCAACCUCACAUCCUCCUGUCACCACGAAAACUUUGGACGUCACGGGAAGCCGCGCAGCGGUAGGAGCUACAAGUACACCGAAGAGGGGGCCCGGACGGCCGAGAAAGAAGCCCGAUGUUUCCUCGGAAAUCCCAGAGCAUCCUGUACCGGAGCAUUUGGAAUCUGAUCUGGGCGCUGGGUCAUCGACCACCACCGACGAAUCUGCUUCAGAAAGCGAGGAUCUUCCCGGGGUGAUACCAUCGGCCGCGAGCGCACGUGGUGACUCCAGGUUAACGCAACAACGGGCAGUCACAGGGGUCCGAAUGCAAGAGCAGACCCCCGUCACCGAUGACUCCUCCGACUCCAACAACCGGAGAUCUGCACGAUGGCGAAAGCAAACAGAGUUCUACAGUCAAAUCAAGUGGCUAAAGACAAGGCAGAAAUGUGACCAUGUGGACGAUCCGGCUAUCACGCCACCUCCAGAACCGAACGCGGUGGUGCCAAAACCGAAGACAGUCAGGUCCCCAGCACGAGAAAACCCGCAACCCGAAGCUGCUGCAGUGCCAGAAGUCCCGGGGCCGAAGCAGGCAGAUGCUGGUGUGGACGAGCAGCUUGAAGAUACCGAGGCUCGCGUUCUCGUGGUUUCGGGUUUGCUAGACCCAAAUUCGGCCUCGGAGGAUCGGACUGUCCCGGACUCCCAAGAGCCCAGCUCUUCACUGUCAAGACGAACAGUUGCCGAUUCUCAGGCACCGAGCUCCUCCUUGCCUAUUCCUCCGGGUUUAGAGACUAUCAACACUACCAGUGGCGACGCAGGAGAAGGUGCAACGGAUCAGACCUCACAAAUAGCACCGAAGACUAUCUCCGGAGGCGUUGCCGGCCACGAAUUACUUGAGGAAGCCAGGUCACCCGAGGACAUAACGGAGCCGGGCAUUCCGGAGUUGACGGAGUCCGGUAACCCCGACGAUGUUCCCAACACCGAAGUCAAUGCCGACGCGGAUAAUGGGAGUGAUCAAGAAGAGGCCGAAGGGGAUAUCUCCGCAGACCUGUCCGUCGAGCUUGGAGACCCGUCACACUACGAGAUAGGAUCACCGAGGGAAGUAAGCGAGGUUAUCGCUGAGCCGGACUCGGACUUUGCAGAGAUCCCAGACUCCGAGCCAAGCAGCCCCGUUGCGAAAACGACGAGACGCCCGACAUCACCUGCUUUCAAGCUGGUAGAGGACGUGGAGACUUCACCCAGCGUGCUGCGGGUACGGCCCAGUCACCGAGAUCCCUUGCCAGAAGGCGCUACACGAUUGAGCACAACAGCCCCCGAGCAGCAGCCAACAGGCCCGUCCCUAGAAAAAACACCAUCUUCCUCGGCCCCGAAACCACAGCACGCGCCUCACCCCCGUAUCUCCGGACCCCGAAAACCCUUGGCGCCGGCCUCUACAGCGAACCCGCAAACCCCGAGGAAGCAGCGCACUUCCACCACGACCUCCCGGCCAUCCUCGGGCCGCAGCGCCGGCCGCCUAACCCCGUCGACCAAGCGCCGCACGCUCACCUCGCUGGUCCCCGACGCGUCGGACGCGUCGGACGACGACGACGAGCUCAGCAUCCUGUCGUCCUCGGUCGCCCGCACCCCGACCUCGACGGCCUCGCUGCGCGCCCGCUUCACCCGCGCCGCCUCGCACUUUGCCUUCCUCUCGGGGCCACCUCCCUCCUCGGCCUUCUCCACGCCGCGCCGCACCCACAGGCACGCCCACGGCCUCCUCCAGGCCUCCUCGAUCACCACCACCCCGCGGUCGCGGACCGCCGCCAACGCCGUCCACAGCUCGCCCCUGGCGCGCGGCGUGCUGCUGGGGACGCCGUCGGCCGGCCGGUCGGGGAGGAGGACGGGCGAUGGCGACGAGAACGCAAACGGAGCCGCCAGCCCCGUCGGCAGCGUGGUCAGCACGCCCGGGGGCGGGACGAGCGCGCGGCGGCGUUGCGGCGUCGAUGGGUUCGUGUGCGGGCGGGACUUUUGCUUCACGUGCUCUGCGUGA